Miscanthus lutarioriparius is the source of this 1443-nucleotide messenger RNA. The record is from the annotation of a GenBank genome assembly. Lineage: Eukaryota; Viridiplantae; Streptophyta; Magnoliopsida; Poales; Poaceae.
AUGGCUCUCACGAGAAUUGGUCUCGCCGGCCUCGCAGUCAUGGGACAGAACCUUGCCCUCAACAUCGCGGACAAAGGGUUCCCCAUCUCGGUCUACAACAGGACGACCUCCAAGGUUGAUGAGACCGUGCAACGUGCCAAGGUGGAAGGAAACCUCCCUGUAUUUGGUUUCCAUGACCCCGCGUCCUUUGUGAGCUCCAUCCAGAAGCCCCGUGUCGUCAUCAUGCUCGUCAAGGCUGGGGCACCGGUGGACCAGACCAUUGCUACGCUUGCGGCGCACCUUGAGCAGGGAGACUGUAUCGUUGAUGGUGGCAAUGAAUGGUAUGAGAACACGGAGAGGAGGGAGAAGGCGAUGGAGGGGCGUGGGCUCCUAUAUCUUGGCAUGGGUGUCUCCGGAGGAGAGGAGGGUGCCCGCAAUGGCCCGUCCUUGAUGCCCGGAGGCUCCUUCGAGGCAUACAAGUACAUCAAAGAUAUUCUUCUCAAGGUGGCUGCUCAGGUACCUGAUAGUGGCCCAUGCGUCACAUAUAUUGGAAAAGGUGGAUCAGGCAACUUUGUCAAGAUGGUUCACAAUGGAAUUGAAUAUGGUGACAUGCAACUUAUCUCUGAGGCAUAUGAUGUUCUCAAGUCUGUCGGUAAGCUCACAAACAGCGAACUGCAGCAGGUGUUCUCUGAGUGGAACAAGGGUGAGCUCCUCAGUUUCUUGAUUGAGAUCACGGCCGACAUCUUUGGUAUCAAGGAUGAGCAGGGUGAAGGCUACCUGGUAGACAAGGUCCUGGACAAGACUGGGAUGAAGGGAACUGGGAAAUGGACAGUCCAGCAAGCUGCUGAACUUUCUGUAGCUGCUCCUACAAUUGAGGCAUCCUUGGACUCCAGGUUCCUCAGCGGUCUGAAGGACGAGCGGGUGGAGGCUUCCAAAAUCUUCCAGGGUGACUACUCCACUGGCCUGCUGGUGGACAAGGCACAGCUGAUCGAAGAUGUGAGGCAAGCUCUCUAUGCCUCCAAGAUCUGCAGUUACGCACAGGGCAUGAACAUCAUCAAGGCCAAGAGCUCAGAGAAAGGAUGGGGCCUCAACCUUGGUGAGCUAGCGAGGAUCUGGAAGGGAGGGUGCAUCAUCCGUGCCAUCUUCCUCGACCGCAUCAAGAAGGCUUACGAUAGGAACUCCAACCUUGCCAACCUCCUUGUUGACCCUGAGUUUGCCCAGGAGAUCAUGGACAGGCAAGCUGCCUGGCGCAGGGUUGUCUGCCUAGCCAUCAACAAUGGUGUUAGCACCCCAGGCAUGUCUGCAAGUCUGGCCUACUUCGACUCAUACCGCAGGGACAGGCUUCCUGCCAACCUGGUGCAGGCACAGAGGGACUACUUCGGGGCUCACACCUAUGAGAGGGUUGACAUGCCUGGUUCUUUCCACACCGAGUGGUUCAAGAUCGCGCACAACUCCAAGAUCUGA